AGGAUCACGUCUGAGAUCCAGGGGGAAGGGAUAAAGGAUCCACUAACUGUCUAUAGUAGCCUGCACAUGGCAUUUCUGUCAUCUUGACAUAGUGAACAUGUGUCCAUCGAAAUGUGCUGAGCUUUGGGCACUUUGGUGGAGUCUGUAUGCCUUUUAUGGAACAUAAACAGUGAUGGAGGUCGAGGCUGCGUACGAUGUAUUUGAGGACAACUGAGAGGAGGAGGAGUUAAGUUCAAUCGUCCCAUACAGACAGCCAUGCCAGUACUGGAGGUGAUCUGCAGCCUGAUGGGCUGGUUCUGUCUCUACUUGUUGUUCUGCUGUACCUUCGCUCAGCGGGGGCCCGAGUGGAACUGUCGGCUGGUCACUUUGUCCCACGGGGUCCUCAUAGUGCUGCUGACAGCGUAUGUCAUUUUCAUAGACGGCCCCUGGCCCCUCACACAUGCAGGUACAGAAAACACUGAGCUCCAGGCCUUCACCCUGGCCGUCUGCCUCGGCUACUUCUUCUUUGAUAUGUGCUGGUGUGUAUGCAACCGCACUGAGGGUCCUGUCAUGCUGGCGCACCAUGCUGCGAGCAUUGUGGGCAUCCUGCUGGCUCUGGUCAUGGGAGUGUCAGGCUGUGAGACCUGUGGAGUUAUCUUCGGCAGCGAGAUCACCAACCCCCUGCUGCAGACCCGCUGGUUCCUCCGCCAGGUGGGCCUGUACGACAGCCUGCUGGGCGACGCAGUGGACCUGCUUUUUAUUUUAUUGUUCGCCACCGUGCGCGUGGGAGUCGGCACAGUGAUGUUUUACUGUGAGCUCACCUCUCCCAGGACCACACUGAUAAUGAAGCUCAGCGGCGUGGCUAUGUAUGGACUGGCCUGGGUGUUCAUGGUGGACAUAGCCAGAUUUGGCUACAAAAAAAGUAGGGCUAAGUAUAAAAGGUGGCUAGAGGACCACAAGCUCAAAGAAAUCAACACACAAAAACUGGAUGGACUUUCAGACAAGAGCGACUGAAGGAAUUCAAGAUAGUUAAACUCACAGUUCUUGCAGGAACAAAGGUGUCCAAAGCUUGUGUGCUGCCUCUAUGCGUACAUAAGCUUGCUUACAUAGGAUUGCUUUAUGGCACAAAACAGUGCAGUGGGUGGAGACAUGAUGAGCUGUCUUUAAACUGAAAAUCAAUACAGUUACUCUGCAGGGAACAUGUUUUUACAGCCAGAGGCACAAUGGGGUGUUUUCAAAAUCACUGGCAAUAAAAAGGCUGCUUCUGGACCUCCAAAAGUCUUGAUGAGUAUCUCGAUGAAAUGGAGGUUUGGCAGAGGAAGAUGAAUCAUUUUAAAGGAGCUUUUUAAAGUUUUAAAGUUGAUGGACUGAUUAAUAAAAGAAUGGUCAAAAUGGAAGCAGCAGAGACUUUUAGCAGAGACUCACUUAUCCUAGUUUGGGUCAAGCUGCAAAAACACUGGAGCCUACAUUUCCCAUAAUGCAACUCAGUAGCUUCUUUCAAUAGACUCUCCCUGCCUAGUACAAGCAAAUUUAUUUUAAACUCCAUGUCAACACAUACGCUGUGUCCUGAUUGCAUAUUACAAACUUAUUCUAAGCAGGGUUUGAGUAUGUAGUGUGACAAAAUAAAGUAUAAUCAAAGCAGAUAAAAUGCGUACUAAAUAUAGCCAUAUUUUGACAGAGGAAACCACCAAAAAAAGUAUUAAAUCUUAGAUGAAACAAUUUGAUGUCUAUUUGUGAAACUUCCAAUGGCGCAGUUUGAUUGACAUUUGACGUGAACUGCAGCAGUGAUGGUGUUUGCUACAGGUCUGAUGGUGCUGCAGCACAAUUUACUGUCAAAACAAUCCCCCUUUUAGUUUAUAGGUGUGUGUCGUCUCCUGACAGCCAGCCAAUCAGAAACAAAAACAUGUUAUAACUAACAUUACUGCCUACCAGCAGGUACCUUUUUAAAAUGAACGGAUGAUCAUUUCUGAGUUGAUUGUUCCUUUAAUGCUACUCGUGGACGUGUCCCAGCUACAGGUGGAGAAACCAGACAGGUUUUGAGAUAAAUAAGAUGCCAUCAUCACGUAGUUUGUUUGACAUUUGACGUGACAAAUGUUAGUACAAAAGUAUGCUAAAACAGUAUACAGUGACAGUUACUGUGAAGUGUAAAAUGUAUAGAAUUAGUAUGUAGUGUGGAUUUGGGACGCAGCUAUGCUCUCUAACAAUAGACCCUUUUCACAGAAGAUAUUUUGACAUGUGACAGUAGGAAAAGCACAGGUGUAAAUAAUAAACUUAAUGAUGGCUGAAUUCCAUUUAGCUGCCUCAGUUUCAGUGUCCUGGUGUUGUGCAUGUUGGCUCACUGUCCCACUGUUAAAGGGACGGUUCCCCCCCAAAUCAAAAAUACAUAGAGAAAAGAAAAUAGUUCCUACAUGAAACUGCUGUCUGUGGAUUAUCUUGAGUAACCGGGUCAUGAUUUCUGGGAAGAGACAUUGCUGUUGAGUCUUUCAAAUGUAUUUUUUUGGUGCUUUAAGCACCACAAGAUGAGUGCCAUAUAGUACCAUUACAUUCAAAAAAGGCAGAUAUCUCUACGGCCGACAUCUCCAAAACUCGGCAAAAUUAUACCAACUUUUCACAAUAAAUGGCAGUGAUAUACUCGUGUUCAAAAUUUAGUACUAUUGCAUCAACGCUUGAACGCUUUUUACAUUUAUAAAAAAAGACUUUGUGUCAAACUGCUUUUCUCUUUUUUACUCCAGUCUACCGAGUGUACUUUGUAAACUCAUCUGGUUUUCUAGAGUUCAGCUAAAGCUUAUUUAUUUGUCUAUGUAGAAAAGUACUUGUGGCCUAAAACCACAUGCAGACUUAUGUAAACAGUGUCGAGGUAUGAAGGAUGUGUGAUUGACCUUUAUACAACAUUCAUUUAAAAGGUUAUAAUGCCUGUGGGACUGAUGCCGCUGCCAUAAUGUAUUUAUACCAGUUCUGCUAAAGGAAGAAGAAACAGUUGUAAGUGAUCUUUUCUUGUAGCUAUCCGCCAUAUUGUUAACUUUACCUCAAUCCACCAAACCUGUGUUCACUUAUAUUUGUGAUGUGAAAUGUGAAUUGAUGUUCUAUGAAGGCAGUAAGAAAAUAAAGCUUUCGUGAAAAAACGUUUUGUUUUAAAAUAAUAGAAGUAACCAAAUGUUGCAGUUUGUUAAUUAAUUGGUCCUUUUUGGCUCCUAAUUUAACUCACAACAAAUGAGCUGUGAGCACUUCAAGGAAAAAGCGGACUUUUACCUUCUUGUGUUGUUUAAGUUCAGUUUUAGAGGCCUGAAGAGGGAAAACUCUCCAGUAUUUUAAAAAAAUACAGUAGCUUCCAAGAUGGAUGGAUUAACCCAUUAAAAAUUAUGAAUUAAGUUAAAUAAAUUUUAGGUCUGUGCUAAAAUCGACUCCCAUUAUGAGUCGAUGAGCUUCCUAGCUACUGCAGCUGCAGUAGUGACAGUGUUUGCUGUUGGUCUGAUGGUGCCGACUGAAACUCCACAAAAAAAAGAUUGAACAGCCUCCUGCAGCACAAUUCACUGUCGAAACAAUCCCACUUUUACUUUAUAAGUGUGAAAAAAUCUCCAGAGAGCCUGCAAUCAGGUACAAAAACAAUUUUUAACUAACAUCACUGCCUACAGCAGAUGAGAAAAAAUAUUUAAGACUUUUGUCAAUGAAUUUUAAGACUUUUUAAUACAUUUUAAUGCCUUUUUUGAGGCAACUGAAUUCAAGACCUGCAGAUACCUUACAAAGGAACUGAUGUUUACUGUUAAUUUCAGAGUGGAUUGUUCCUUUAAUGCUACUCGUGGACGUGUCCCAGCUAGAGGUGGAGCCCACAGACAGGUUAACAAGAGGCCAUCAACAAACCCCACUCCCCACCCAAGACCAACUAAAUUAAAAAGACACUUUUUUCAGUCUUUCCCUUAAUUUUUAACAACAGAUCAGCUUAAAAGCUCCUCGCUAAAAGGAGCAAUUUGCGUUCUCAACAAAUGUCAAGGUUAAUAACAAAGUAAUAAAAUAGAACAAUUUGAAUAGAACAUUUAUAAAACAGAUUAAUGCUGCAAGUAUACUUUACCCUCUUUUUAGUAGUUUGUGUUAAAACAUUACAUGAUUGCAUGGUGUAAAAAAAAAAAACACACACAAAACCU
Messenger RNA from Siniperca chuatsi (mandarin fish), 4118 nucleotides. RefSeq names its product TLC domain-containing protein 5-like. Lineage: Eukaryota; Metazoa; Chordata; Actinopteri; Centrarchiformes; Sinipercidae. The record is from RefSeq and is a predicted model, not a curated record. Gene Ontology annotation, cellular component: membrane. The transcript is spliced from 3 exons. Bases 256 to 993 code for a protein of 245 amino acids.